Cajanus cajan (pigeon pea) is the source of this 936-nucleotide messenger RNA. Its product is annotated as pathogen-related protein. Lineage: Eukaryota; Viridiplantae; Streptophyta; Magnoliopsida; Fabales; Fabaceae. The record is from RefSeq and is a predicted model, not a curated record.
GUUGCACACCAUUAUCAUUGAUCACCAUCUUUCCUAUGUGCAAGGCGUAGCAUAAUUUGACAUGGCUAAAGACAAGUACAGGUCUUUCUUGCAUGAUGAGCCUGAGAGCGUUCAGUGGAGACAUGGUGGCCCCCCCACUUAUGAUGAGGUUAACAAGCUUUUUGAAGAAGGAAGAACCAAGGAAUGGCCAGAAGGAUCAUUAGAGGAGACAGUCCAAAAUGCUAUCAAGUCAUGGGAGAUGGAGCUCUCACACAAGACUCGCUUACAAGAUUUCAAGACAAUAAACCCUGACAAGUUCAAGCUCUUUGUCAAUGGGAGGGAGGGAUUAUCUGGAGAGGAAACUCUAAGGCUGGGAAGUUAUAAUGCUCUGUUGCAAAGUUCUUUGCCAGAAGAGUUGAAGCCUUACAAAGCAGAUGAAGAGACUUUUGAAUCAUCUCAUGAAGCCUUCAGAUCAGCUUUACCUCGAGGAUUUGCUUGGGAAGUGAUCAAAGUUUAUAGUGGACCACCUGAAAUUGCUUUCAAGUUUAGACACUGGGGCUUCUUUGAAGGUCAUUUUAAGGGACAUGCCCCUACUGGCAACAUGGUCCAAUUUUAUGGCUUGGGAACUGUGAAGGUGGAUGACUCUUUGAAAGUUGAAGAGGUGGAGAUUUACUAUGACCCAGCAGAGAUGCUUGGAGGCCUUCUAUCAGGGAAGAACACAAAUCACACCAUAGAGGAUGACAUUGAUGGCACCAAAACUUCAGCACCUUCUCAAAAAUGUCCUUUCUCCAAAUAAUUACAAUAAUGUUUUGAGUGAAUAAUAUCCUUUGAUCCAGCAAUAUUUCUUGAAUUGAAUCAAUUAGUGUGGAAGCAGGGAUUUGAAGAAAGAAUAAUAGUACUUUGUAUGAUUUUGGUUCCAGUGAAUAAAAUUGGGAAAAUGUUUUUUCCCGCUUUUUA